CCGCCUGAGCCUCUCGCCAUUUGGCGCAACCAAAGAGCCAAGCGUGGCUGGCGGAGCUCAAACUUGACCCCCUUGCGGGGGGGGGGCACCUGGCAGCCCUCCAGGCCGCGUCGUCGUCCAAUGGAACCGGAAGAGAGCUUCCCAGCACCGGGAGAGGCGGGGCCGCCGGGCCAGGAGCAACAGCCGGAGCCGGGCCAGGGCACAGCGCGCGCCCGGCCGGACAAAGGGAGCGCACGGCUGGCCGAAGGGGGCGCCGCUCGGGCCGGGAGGGAGCGCCCCGAGGACGCCGCCGAGUUUCAACAUACGAGCACAAACCAGCGGUACAAAAAUAGGCUGACUUCAGGAGCUCGCUGGCUUCUGCUCUCCCUGGGGGGCACGCAAGUCUUAAGCAGCGCCAGGGAAGGCGUGAGUGAACAUGAAGCUGAACGAGAGGAGUUUGGCUUUCUACGCCACUUGCGACUCCCCCACCGACAACGCUGGCUUCCUCUACAAGAAGGGCGAGCGGAACACAGCCUAUCACCGGCGCUGGUUUGUGCUGAAGGGGAACAUGCUCUUCUACUUUGAGGACCGGGAGAGCCGGGAGCCCGUGGGGGUCAUCAUCCUGGAGGGCUGCACGGUGGAGCUGUGCGAGUCGACCGAGGAGUUUGCCUUUGCCAUCCGGUUUGACUGUGCCAAGUCCCGCACCUACGUCCUGGCGGCAGAGAGCCAGGCCGCUAUGGAAGGCUGGGUCAAGUCCCUCUCGCGGGCCAGCUUCGACUACCUGCGCCUGGUGGUGAGGGAACUGGAGAAGCAGCUGGAGGAGAUGCAGAGGGGCCUCUCCAGCUGCCACCGCGUCCAGCGGAGGAUGCCGCUUUACCGGAAGAACAAAACGGCACCCAAUUUGGGGCUGGUGGCUUUAGGCCCAGACAUGCCGCAGGAGAAGCCAACAGUCCCGAUUUGUGUCCCGGUGAAAGAAAACGGCUGUGCGCUCUGGAACAAUUCCGAAGGCCCAACCAGCCUGCUGGCGGGAUUCCCCCAAGCUGAUCCAUGGGGCCCAAGAACCGGUGGGGACAACAGCUCCGAGGGGGGGCUCAAGCCACCACUGUUGCCCCCUCGGAGAAGGGCCCUGUCUGGCAAUUCAUGUGGCCCCGGAGGCCCCGGCUUUGACGGUCCUGUGUAUCCAAGCAUGGCUUGUUUCUCCAGACUGCAUGACCGGUACGGCAGGGAGAUACGGGAACUGCGAAGGGCGUGGCUGGUGGGGCAAGAGGAUGGCAGUCUGUGAGCAGACUCUCCAGUGGAGGGGGUGCCGUUGGAAAUGCUGAGCCGGGCUUUGUGGGAGGAAUGGAGGCAUCAGCUGCUCUGAGUCAUUGUCAGCUCCUGGAACCUUUGCUCACUGCUUACUAGUCACCCAUGCCGGCCUCCCGCCCAGUUCUUGGGGAAAGCUCCAACUUGGGGCCAGUUCAGAUCUUCCCGUUGCCGCCCUCCCCCUAGCCCUCCAGUUCCUUGCCAUCCUUUUGUGCCUGGAAAGGCCCAGCUUGAUGUGAUCACUGCCGGCCUUCAGCUUGUUAAAAAUAAAAAGGGCCUACCUUUACAAACCCGUCGCUGCCUGCACCAUCCAGGGCAGACAGUAGCCAGGCAGGCCAAGUGCCCGCCUCUGCACUCUUGGAGGCUUUGACGCUUCUUGCACCGGUCCUCUCAUCGCCGGCAACAGUUUCUUCAAUGGAGCUGGCUGCCUGCUGAUGUCUACCCACCACCAAACUCUUCCAAAGUCACCAGCUGAGCACAGGGUGGCCUUUUUUUUCUACUCCUGGGGGUGGGAAAACAUGUUUACUGUGCCGAAGUUGGGAUCAGAAUCUUCCUAACCUGGUCAGUUUGGCUCGGCUCGCCACCGGAGCUUUGAAGGGAAGCAGAGAUCCCUCCUGGUUCUGAAAUCAUGAUGGAACUAAGUUGCAAAAAAGAAAAGAAAAGGCCACCAUCGUUUCACAUGCUGUCACCUGGACUUCUGCCGUGGUGCAUUAAUGCAGAGUUGGGUGUUGGGAGUCCCAGUUUAUGCAUGGGAUGGCCAACUGUAUCGUUGGUUAAAGGUGAAGGUAACAAGCGUGGAUAUGGAGGCUGGAAGAGAGGAAGAAGGCUGGGGUGUCCAAAGAGGCCCCCAGAGACCACUGUUUUUGCACACUCCUCCGGGCAACUUAAUUCACUCUCACCAUUGAAUGGAACUGGUUUGGGUUAAGAGCACGUCGACACUACAUCUGUAAAUUUAAUGCUCAACCUUUUGCCUCCCCCUCACCCCACCCUAGGACUUUGGGGGAAAAGCAUCCACUAAGAGUCUGAAUAAAGGGCAGCUGUCACAUUU
Messenger RNA from Rhineura floridana, 2332 nucleotides. It is a transcript of the gene PHETA1, whose product is annotated as PH domain containing endocytic trafficking adaptor 1. The record is from RefSeq and is a predicted model, not a curated record. Lineage: Eukaryota; Metazoa; Chordata; Lepidosauria; Squamata; Rhineuridae. The transcript has 3 exons. The coding region runs from base 416 to 1261 and encodes 281 amino acids. Gene Ontology annotation, biological process: retrograde transport, endosome to Golgi; endosome organization; receptor recycling. Gene Ontology annotation, cellular component: recycling endosome; early endosome; trans-Golgi network.